Syngnathoides biaculeatus (alligator pipefish) is the source of this 640-nucleotide messenger RNA. RefSeq names its product chromosome 3 C15orf48 homolog (gene coxfa4l3). The coding region runs from base 122 to 379 and encodes 85 amino acids. Lineage: Eukaryota; Metazoa; Chordata; Actinopteri; Syngnathiformes; Syngnathidae. The record is from RefSeq and is a predicted model, not a curated record. The transcript is spliced from 5 exons.
CACCUCGUCCUCGUCCUCGUCCUCGCGGCGUAUCUCAGCCCGGAGCAGGCGGGAGGGAUGCGCGGCCGACCCGCACACCGAGAGAGCCGCUCGACGACGGCAGGUAUCAAAGUUGUGCGAAAUGAGGGGAUUUUUCCAAAUGUUGAACAAGAAAAAGGAGCUGAUCCCGCUGAUCGGGUUCAUGGCUUUCGCGGCCACCGGCGCCGCCUCGGCGUCGAUCUACUUUCUCCUCACCAAAUCUGAUAUCAUCUUGAAUAAGACCUCCAAUCCGGAACCAUGGGAGAGAGUGGAUCCAUCCAAGCCCCAAAAGCUCGUCACCAUCAAUCAGCAGUGGCGGCCGGUGAAGGAACUGGAGUUGCUGAAGAGCCUGACCAAGUGAAAAGGGUCCGGACCUCCCCCGUGAACCCUGAACCCGCCAACCCCCCCACCCCACCCGCCAUUGCUUGAACAAACCCUUAGCGCGCAAAGCGUCAGGUGUGUAAAACGCUUCUAGCAUUUCUGUCUGCUGUGUAGCUGCGCAACCGCGAGGCCGAUGGAAGCGUGAAUAUGAAUGUAAAAUGUGACACCAGUGAAUAAUUUACUGUACUAUUUCAUGUAAUAAUAUGCUGUUAAAUGUGUUGAAAGAAAUGUUGAUUGUUUU